UCAUCAUCACCAACAAUCAAUCAAUCAAAAAAGAUAUAUGGCAACAUUACAUCCAUUUUCAUCAUUACAUCAUUGGUUAGAAUGUCAUACACAUAUAAUGUUAGCAUUAACAUGGGUAUUUGGUUCGGCAUAUGCAUAUAUACCAUUUGAAAAUACAGCAACACGUCCAUUUAUGUUACCAUCGGAUAAUCAAACAACAUAUUAUGAAUGUACAUAUGAUAAUGGUGUUUCAGUAUUAAAAUUACGUUUAUUUAUGACAUCAAAUAUUGUUUUAACAUUUAUAUUACCAUUAACAGUAUUAAUAUUUAGUUAUUCGGCUAUAAUGCGUAAAUUGAUAGCCGAUGAAAAACGUUUUCGUAAAUCAUCUAAUCAUGCAUAUGGUGUUAAAUUUAAAUCAACAAUUUGUAAAUCUAUUAAUAAUAAUCCAUCAAAUAAUCCAAAACGUAAAAGUUUAUCAGAUAAUAAUAGCCCAAGUAUAAGUAAUAAUAAUAAUAGUGAUCAACAACAACAAUCAUCAUUAUCAUUAACACCGACUAAACCUUGUCAUCAUUUAGCCAAUAAUCAUCAUCAUCAUCAUAAUUCAGUGUUAAAUGAACAGAAUAAUUGUAAAUGUCGUUGUUGUUGUAGUUGUUGUUCGAAACAAAAAUUAUCAAAAACAUUAUCAUCACCAAUAUCAACAUCAACUACAUCAACAACAACAACAACCACUGCUAUGAAUAUAGCAACAACAACAACAAUAAUAAAUUCAUCCGAAAUGGAUAUUAUAAGACCAUCAUCAAUUUUAAGUGAUAUUAAUGAUGAUGACGGUGAUGGUGAUGUUGGUGUUAAUAGUUUGACAUCAUCAUGUGAUUCAUGUAAUCAUCAUCAACAUCAUCAUCAUGGUAAUCAUCAUCAACAACAACAGAAAAAGAAACGUCAAACAAUAAAAUCGGGGCCUUGUUGUUUAUCAACAAAAACAUUUCAAAAAUCAAAAACGAUCAAUAACAAACAAAACAACAACAACAAUAUUGUUGGCUAUCCAAAUGGUCGUCUACGAUUAUCAGCUGAAGAAUUAUCAAUAAAAAGGAUUACAAAUUCAUCUGUACAACAAUCGAUAGCAACAACAACAACAACAAUACCAACACCGACAACAACAACAACAACAAUAACACCAACAACAACAACAGCAACAUUAAAUCAAUUAUCAACAUCAACUAGUCAGAUUGAUUUAAGAAAAUCUACACCAUUCAAUUAUCGUUCAAAGACAAUCAAAAUGAUGUUUACCGUUAUAUUAUUAUAUGGAAUUUGUUGGAUGCCAAUCAAAUUAUAUCAAUUUCUAAAUGAUUAUGGACUAAUUGCUUAUUGUACUGAACGUGAAUUAUAUGCAAUGAUUUGUUUAUAUUUUAUUUGUCAUUGGAUGGCAAUGGCAAAUAGUUUUGUUAAUCCAAUUAUUUAUUCAUUUAUGAGUAAAAGUUUUCGGAAUGAUUUCAGUAAAAUAACAAAAACAUUUCGACAAACAUUUUCAAAAAAUUUUAAUCAACAUUCAAUAAAAACAUCAUCAACACAAGUUUAAUGUUGCAUUUUGAAGAUACUUUUUCGGUUAAAAAUAACUGAAUUUUAAAAAUGAUAAUACU
Dermatophagoides pteronyssinus (European house dust mite) is the source of this 1613-nucleotide messenger RNA. RefSeq lists its product as uncharacterized. Gene Ontology annotation, cellular component: plasma membrane. Gene Ontology annotation, molecular function: G protein-coupled receptor activity. Gene Ontology annotation, biological process: G protein-coupled receptor signaling pathway. NCBI's taxonomy places the organism in Eukaryota, Metazoa, Arthropoda, Arachnida, Sarcoptiformes, Pyroglyphidae. The record is from RefSeq and is a predicted model, not a curated record.